Messenger RNA from Ostertagia ostertagi, 804 nucleotides. The record is from the annotation of a GenBank genome assembly. Lineage: Eukaryota; Metazoa; Nematoda; Chromadorea; Rhabditida; Trichostrongylidae.
CCAAAACGGCAUAUCUCGAUUAAGAGCGCAAAAGCUAGCGCGCCGCUUCCACCACAGGAUCUUGUUGUCGCUCAGGAAGGCACCGACUUCUUCAUGGUCUCAUGGCUGCCUCCUUAUCCACCUUAUGGUCCACAUGAUGCCUACAAAAUCCGUUAUCAACUUUUGGGUACGGACAGAUGGGAAGAGAAACAGCAUGGAGUGCACGAUGAGGAACUUCAGUGCCCCUCGGAAAGCCCUCGCUUCUGCUACAAUGUGACCGGGCUCGAACCUGGUAACCAGUACAAAGUGCAGGUUGCUACUCGAAUCGAAGGAGGAAGCUAUGGACCAUGGUCGUCGUUGGUGAUUGCCAACACACUCCAAAUUCUCCCAGACACCCCACGGGCGAUUCAUCUGAUCGAAAAGACGGAUCACUCACUCCACAUCAAAUGGGUGCCACCAAUUGACCCUAAGGGCCACAUUACCCAGUACAAGGUCUCCAUCGCCUCCCUUGAUGAUCCUAACGAAGGACGAAAGUCGUUCCUUGUCGAUCAUCCCACGCUGACUUAUCUCUUCGAUGGCCUGAAACCCGAAACGUCCUACAACGUCUCGAUAGCGGCCGGUUCGAAGAGAGGUUUGGUAGGGAGAUUUGGACCCGUUACUCGACCGAUCCGUUCGCGAUUCCGAUCGUCGUCACCGCUCCAACGAAACUCCGACACCCCGGUCUGGCAAGAAAUCGGCGGAAUCACCCAUCACGAUGCAGUGAAGCGAUCUUAUCUGAAGAAGCUGACCGGCCUAGACGCUGACACUCUCUACUUCGUUCGCAUU